CUAGGGAGGGGCGUGUCCAGGGCCUGCCUUUCUCCCUUGUGUCCCAUGGCGCUGCGCUGGCUGCUCUGGGUCCUUUCUCCUUGGCUGCUGGGAGGAGGCUCUGCCGCGGAGGCUCCCUCUUCCUUGCCUCUGCCGGCGGAUGCUCUGCUGUCGGCCGGAGCGGAGGCUUACUCCCGCGGGGACUGGCCCGCCGUCAUCCUCCAGAUGGAGAAGGCGCUCCGGGCCAGGGAAGCCCACCGGGAGAGGCUGGUCCUCUGCCGGCAGAGCUGCUCUGCCGACGACGGGCUCCAGAGCCAGGGCUCUCCUUGGCCGGAGGCUUCUGCUGCUGGGCCCCAGAGGCGCCCGGUGGAGGACCUGCUCUUCUUCCGAGGGCUGCUCCGGAGGGCUGCCUGCCUCCGGCGCUGCUUGCCCCCAGACAGCUCCCGCUUCCAGCUGGGAGAGGAGGCCGAGCUGGAGUUCCGCAAGCGCAGCCCUUACAACUACCUCCAAGUGGCUUACUUCAAGAUCAACAAGCUGGACAAAGCCGUGGCGGCCGCCCACACCUUCUUCAUGGCCAAUCCUGACCACAUGGAGAUGAGGCAGAACCUGGAGUAUUACCAGAUGAUGGCGGGCGUCAAAGACUCUGACUUCGUGGACUUGGAAGCCAAGCCGCACAUGCAAGAAUUCCACCUAGGAGUGAGCUUUUACACAGAGGAGAAGCCGCAGGCAGCCGUCUUGCACCUGGAAAAGGCGCUGGAAGCUUACUGGGUGGCGGACGCCGAGUGCCGGGCCCUUUGCGAAGGACCGUACGACUACGAAGGCUACAACUACCUGGAGUACACCGCCGACCUUUACCAGGCGAUUAUUGACCAUUACAUGCAGGUGCUGAGUUGCAAGCAAGGUUGCACCACGGAGCUGGCGUCUCAGUCUGGUCGCGACAAGCCCCUCGAGGACUUCCUUCCGUCGCAUUUCAACUACCUUCAGUUUGCAUACUACAACAGCGGCGACUACGAGAAGGCUAUUGAGUGCGCCAGGACAUUUUUACUCUUCUUCCCGAACGACGAAGUCAUGAACCAGAACUUGGCUUACUACACAGCUGUGCUUGGAGAGAACCUGGCCAAGGAUAUACAGCCCAGAGAGAACGUCCAGAUCUACCGGAGGCGCAGCCUUCUGGAGAAGGAGCUGCUCUUUUUCGCCUAUGAUGUCUUUGGGAUCCCCUUCGUGGACCCGGACACAUGGACUCCUCCGGAGGUGAUCCCCAAGCGACUGAGAGAGAAACAGAAGGUGGAGCGUGAGACGGCGGCCCGCAUCUCAGAAGAGAUUGGCAACCUCAUGAAGGAGAUUGAGACCCUGGUGGAAGAGAAAACAAAGGAGUCGUCAGACAUGAGCAAACUUGUUCGGGAAGGAGGACCUUUGGUUUAUGACGGCCUCAGCGUCACCAUGAACUCCAAACUGCUCAACGGCUCCCAGCGCGUGGUGGUGGACGGCGUCCUCUCUGAGGAAGAGUGUCGGGCGCUGCAGAGGCUAACAAAUGCAGCUUCUUCUGCUGGAGACGGUUAUCGUGGGAAGACCUCCCCCCACACACCCAGCGAAACCUUUUAUGGCGUGACGGUCUACAAAGCACUCAAGCUGGGACAGGAGGGCAAAGUGCCCAUGCAUGGUGCCUACCUCUACUACAACGUGACGGAGAAGGUCCGGCAGGUGAUGGAGUCCUACUUCCGCCUGGACGUCCCGCUGUAUUUCUCCUAUUCCCACCUGGUGUGCCGCACUGCUAUUGAAGAUAAACAAGAGGACCGAGUGGACCCCAGCCAUCCUGUGCAUGUGGACAAUUGCAUCCUGAAUGCAGAAGCCCUGGUGUGUGUCAAGGAGCCUCCAGCGUACACAUUUCGGGAUUAUAGUGCCAUCCUCUAUUUAAACGGGGAUUUUGAAGGCGGUGCCUUUUAUUUCACUGAACUGGACGCCACGACAAUCACGGCGGAAGUCCAGCCCCAGUGCGGGCGAGCGGUGGGUUUUUCCUCCGGCGCGGAAAACCCACACGGCGUGAAAGCGGUCACCAAGGGCCAGCGCUGUGCCAUUGCUCUGUGGUUCACGCUGGAUCCGCGCCACAGCGAGCGCGAGAGGGUCCAAGCAGACGACUUGGUGAAGAUGCUCUUCAAUACAGAAGAAACGGAGCUGCCUCUGGAGCAGACGCCGGUGGCGGAAGGGCCACCGCCAAGCCCAACGAAAGCUGCCGGAGAGAGCCCUAGUUUAGGGAAAGAUGAACUGUAACCCUCUUUGCCCUGGCACUACGCCCUCCAUGGAGCCCAAGGAAUGGCUCUUCUUGAACCAUCAGGACUUCAGAUGCUUCUUGAACCAUCAGAACCAUCAGAACUUCAGACACUCUUUCAGGAGAGGAAAGAAACUGAAACACAGAAAGAGGGAUCAGCCUGUGGACUGGGUCCUUUGCUUGGCAAGCAAGCAAGACUGAGAGUCUCCUAGUGCCCAAUAUAUAUUUCCUUUGGACUCAAUGGCUUUGUGCCUUUCUGUGCUGGGGACAUAUUUCCAAUUGCACCACUUCUCUCUGAUUUCCUGGUUGUUCUGCAUCUCCAAGGAUGGCGCAUAGGCAACCAUUGGUGUGAAGGGGGAGCCUGUCCACAAAAUAUAGAGCAUGGAGAACCACAUUGUUAGAAGCAUCUCAUGGUUUGGAAGCCUACAUUUGUCAAUAGACCUCAAAUUCCUCUUCAGUAUUAUUACUGCAAAAAAUAUUAUUACGCUGCCUUUGUUGGGGCAGCACCUAGUAUCCCCAUGGAAUGGGCUUCGGUUCAACUUGAAUCAUUUCCCAACCCAAGUAUAGCAAUGUGAAGCCAAAGGCUUUCAUGGCCCGCAUCCGUGGGUUUUUCUGGCUAUGUGGCCAGGGUCUAGAAGAGUUUAUUCCUGAUGUUUUGCCAGCAUCUGUGGCUGGCAUCUUCGUGGAAUGCAAGUAUAGGGAAACAGUAAAGCAUUUUGUUUUGGUCCCGCGAGAGCUGAGUUCUAAAUUUCACACAUCUCAUUGAGAGGCCAUGGGUCAAUCCAUGUCUCAGAGCAUAACCAAUAAAGGUAUCUAUUGGUUAGCCCAGUGUGCACAUCCCUGAGAUCCAUGGUACCCCCCCAAAAUUAAGGUGGAUGUCACUUUUGUCCAGGAUCCUUCCUACACAGUUGCUGAAUAAAAUGUUUCCUCUUUUUGUA
Sceloporus undulatus (fence lizard) is the source of this 3183-nucleotide messenger RNA. It is a transcript of the gene P3H1, whose product is annotated as prolyl 3-hydroxylase 1. Gene Ontology annotation, cellular component: endoplasmic reticulum. Bases 46 to 2247 code for a protein of 733 amino acids. NCBI's taxonomy places the organism in Eukaryota, Metazoa, Chordata, Lepidosauria, Squamata, Phrynosomatidae. The record is from RefSeq and is a predicted model, not a curated record. The transcript is spliced from 15 exons. Gene Ontology annotation, molecular function: procollagen-proline 3-dioxygenase activity; iron ion binding; L-ascorbic acid binding. Gene Ontology annotation, biological process: collagen metabolic process.